AUGGCGGCGGGCGCGCUCUGGGGGCUCGUGGCCGCGCUGGAGACGCACCGGGGCCGCGACCGGGCGGUCCGGGCGCUGUCCUACGGCUGCCAGCUGGCGGGGGCAGCGCUGCCCGGCCCCGCGGGGCUGCCCGGGGCGCUCCUGGCCGCCUCUGCCCAGCUCAGCUCCUGCCGCACCGCCCUGCGCCUCUUCGACGACCUGGCCAUGCUCCGCCACAGCUGCAGCUACGGGCUGGGCCCCGAGGGCGAGGACGCGCUGGUGCGGGGGCUCUCGGUGCUCUGUAACGUGGCUAACCAGCUCUACUACCCCUGCGAGCACCUGGCGUGGGCGGCGGAUGUCGGCAUCGUCCGCGCCGGCUCCCGGCGCUGGUGGGCGCGGAGCACGGCGCUGUGGGGCUGUGCCCUGCUCCUGGGCAUCCUGCGGUCCCUGAGAAUCUUGUGCCAGUUAAGAAGGAAACUGAGCCAGCACAAGUGCACUUCUCCACCUCAGCAGCAGCAGAAGCUGAGAGCCCAGGUGAAGGCUGAAGUUCUGAGCAUCCUCAUGGACACAGCAGAUCUUUCCAACGCCAUCCACUGGCUGCCUCCAGGGUUCCUCUGGGCAGGAAAGUUCCCUCCUUGGCUGGUAGGACUCCUGGGGACCAUCUCCUCCCUGAUUGGAAUCUACCAGGCAUCAAGAGGAGCAAAUUCUGAAGCUGUUUAAGCCAGAACUGAGCUUCACAAGCUCAGUUUUCACAUGGUAAAAGUGCCUUGAGUGAGGCAGGGUGUAUUUUAAUUUCCUGGGUUGAUGAUUGUCCUUCCAGAUAUCCCAUAAUCAGGACUGGAAUCCAGAUGCCUGUUGCAGAAGGGAUUGUUUGCAGCUGAUAAUUUUUAUCACUCUUCAUCAGAGAAAUAAUUCAGGUGAAUCCUCUGAAAAUCAAGAAUCUCCUACAAUGGGCAAAACUGUGGGGGAAAGAUUUGCUUCCAUCUGUCCCAAAAGAUAAAUGCAACCUCCCAGUGUUUUUUGUCACUUGAAGGAGCACAGUGGCCAGGUUCUGUCACAGAGGACUGGUAGGGGAUGAAGCCUGUGAGGUCACACUCUGGCCUUGGUGCUGCACCUGAGCCAGGAUGGGACCCCCAUCCUGGCAGUUCUAAAGGUGUUUUGGCCUUUGGGCUCAUUCAGGAGCCAGCAGCAGUGUUGUUUGUGACCCCUGUGUUUCCUUAGAGGUGAGAGGGGCAGGAAAUUGCUGGAAGCAGCUUGGACCUUCCUGGCCUGCCUUGCCCGUUUAAGGAGAAUUGUUGAAGUGGAGCCUUCCCGCAGAGCUGAGGCUCCAGCUGUGCCUUUGUGGAAUGCCACCGGGUGGAGCUCUUCCACCAGGCUCCAGCAGCUACCGACCGACCUUUUUCUAUUUAAGGAAAGGAAAAAAAAAACAAACAGGAAAUUUAUUCAUCACCUUUCAAAGGAGCAAUCAAACCAACGCCGAGGUGGGGUUUUGCAAUUACAGCUCUGGGCGUUGCCAGUAAUAAACGCCACAAAUGCUUGAAA
Molecule: messenger RNA, 1521 nt
Organism: Lonchura striata (white-rumped munia)
Lineage: Eukaryota; Metazoa; Chordata; Aves; Passeriformes; Estrildidae
Gene: PEX11G
Product: peroxisomal biogenesis factor 11 gamma
Biological process (GO): peroxisome fission
Cellular component (GO): peroxisomal membrane
Source: RefSeq, a predicted model, not a curated record